Molecule: messenger RNA, 2185 nt
Organism: Oncorhynchus tshawytscha (Chinook salmon)
Lineage: Eukaryota; Metazoa; Chordata; Actinopteri; Salmoniformes; Salmonidae
Product: transmembrane protein 51-like
Exons: 3
Coding region: 242-1039 (265 amino acids)
Source: RefSeq, a predicted model, not a curated record
AUAUUCCUUGAAUUCUAUAGCGACUAUCAUCGGAGGAAAUACACACGUUAGUUAAUACAGUUUUCAGAGCAGGAUUACAUUAUGCAUAUUGGGGUAGCAAGAUCGUCAUCUUGAAAAUACCUGCGAUAUAUCAGGUAUUGGAGGGAAGUCAUUGGUCGUUGAGCGUUCACGACUGGAACAGGUUAGGACAAGUCUCCUCUCCCCAGUCUACAGUGUCGGGUGGUGGGACUCGGUGGGGGGGAUGUGUACCAGUGGUGUUCCAGCCAGCUCCAGCCAUGGGGUCAGCCGGUCGGGCUCCUCGUAUGCCCUGUGUGCCCUUGCGGUGGGACUCAUAGCCCUGGGCAUCGUCAUGAUUGUGUGGUCAAUGGUUCCCGGGGAUGCUACCCAGACAACCAAGACUCCAGGCAACUCCAGUAUAACAGUGCCAGCAGACCAUGGUGAGGAUGGGGAUGGCGAGGAAGACAAGGAAGCAGCGAAGAACUUAUCAAUAGCCUAUGUGCUGGUGGGGGCAGGGGUGGCCAUGCUGCUGCUGUCUAUCUGCCUGGGGGUGAGGAACAAGCGGAGGAAGCACCAGAGAAGACAGGAGACACGGGCAGUAGGAGUCCGCUUCGUGGACCAUGUGGCUGGGGAUGCAGGAGAGAAUUUAGAUGAGCCAGUCCCAGUCUACAACGUGCCCAGCUAUGAGGAGGCGGUCACCAGUGGCCAGUUCCCCAUCCGCCAGAGCAACUCCCAGCUGCCUUCCUACGAGGACCUCAUCUGUGCUGUGGAAAACGAGGGGGAGGGACCAAGUGCUGCCCCAGUUAAGGAGACUCAUCCUAGCAGUCCCACUCCUGAGCCCCAGCCCGCCGCUGCAGCCAACCCCAACAGCAGUAGCCGGGCCAGCCGGAUACUACGGCCCAACAGGGUACGCAGAAUCAAGUCUGAGAAACUCCAUCUGAAGGACUUUCGUUUUAACAUUCGCAACCCUACUGAUGCGAAGGUGACCAUUGAACCAAUCACUCCGCCACCACAGUACGACGGCAAGAUACCUGAGUUCUGACAGCGCCCCCCUAUAGCCUGGGAGUACUAAAAGCAUUGUUUCAAUGUUGAGUAAGACAACACUAUUGCUGGAUCAGAUGUCUAAUAAUAAUAAUGAGGCCUAGCUGUGAGUGUUCCUCCUUCACCCUGAGGCAGACCCAGACAUUGUUGCUUUGAAUCAAGUUGUUUCUCAGCUCCAUUUUGACUCGUUUAUAGACUUAUUUAUUCAGGGGCUUAUUUUCCUCUCUGUUUAGAACACGGUGGCUGUGUUUUUAACUAUCGCCCUACAGAAGGCUUGACGGGGUGCUACGCCACUGCUUAUAACUAAUAAGUUAACUAUCGAAGAUGUGCCAACUUAAAUUAUCCAGCUCAGGGAGCCAGCUAUGCAUUUUGUUUGCUAACUUGCUAAGUGGCUAGCUUGCAAGUUCAAGCUUCUUGGUUAUAGCAGACAGUCAAUCCCCUCCUGGAUCAAGAUCCCUGCUACCUAAAUUUGUUUUGUGCGUCAAAAUGAUAUGAUUUCAAAUUACUUUUUUACGUUGGGAAAGAACUAGCACCCCUUGUGUGCACUGCCGGUAAUACUGUAUAUCACAGUAUGGUACAGGAAUGAUGUGAAGGUAGGAACCUGGAUACCGCACAACCCUGCCCUACAGGACACACUGCACCAAAUACCCUAGUUUCAGACUCCUAAUGAUCCUUACAUCUCUGAAGCCACUUCCAUACCCGUCAAAAUAACUUCUCUGAACUCUCAAUAGCUGUUUUUCCACCAAGUUUUAGAUAAGGGGAAUAAUGGGGUGUUAACACUAGAGAUCCUGACCGCCAGUGUGACCCCUCACCCCCCUCCCUUUUCUCUGCAUAAGCGAGCUUGGCCCUUCUUCUUCGGUCUGCUGAUGCAAUCAGGUCCUCAAACACAAGGGAGCGCCAGGGUGGGGAGGUUAUUAAAAAGGCAUCGGGGUCCUCUGGGUCUGUCGCCACAUCAGACAUGAUGUCUUCAGUUGACCCCACAAAUCAAUGCUUCCUUUCAGCAGAGUUCUUUUGACCGACUGUCUUGAACACUUGAAUCUCAAAGCUUAAAAAAAUUCAAAAUAAAAGCGCAAGUCUCAACUUUUAAAAACUCAGUACUGUAUUUAAAAUGUAUGGAUUGGUUCACAUUUAUAAACUAACCCGUCUC